ACGGUAAUAACCCUGUCUGUGUAGAAAGUAGUAGAUUAGUGCAUCAUCGUAAUCGUCUCUCUCUCUUCAGAAUGGGAAGCGCUCCGGCACAAAUUCCGACGAGCUUCGGGCAUGAGCUUCGGGCUUGCCUUCGUUGCCGCCUCGUCAAAACCUACGACCAGUUUAGGGAAUCGGGCUGCGAGAACUGUCCUUUCUUUAAGAUGGACGAGGAUAAUGAGCGUGUCGUCGAUUGCACCACCCCCAAUUUCACUGGGAUAAUUUCAGUCAUGGAUCCAAGUAGAAGUUGGGCUGCUCGGUGGUUGCGAAUUGGAAAAUUUGCCCCUGGCUGUUACACUCUUGCAGUCUCAGAGGCUCUUCCGGAGGACUUGCAGAAUUUAUGCCAAGAUGAGCAUGUGCAGUAUGUGCCACCAAAACGUGUAUGAGUGUUGUUGAAAGUUUCUGAAGUUUAAACAUUUUGAUGUAAUCAAAUCAAAUACUUGUUCUGAGACUCAUUGGUCUUAUAAAAUGAGCAUCCAGUUGGUACUUGAA
Molecule: messenger RNA, 528 nt
Organism: Alnus glutinosa
Lineage: Eukaryota; Viridiplantae; Streptophyta; Magnoliopsida; Fagales; Betulaceae
Product: transcription elongation factor SPT4 homolog 2
Exons: 5
Coding region: 72-422 (116 amino acids)
Biological process (GO): chromatin organization; regulation of transcription elongation by RNA polymerase II; positive regulation of DNA-templated transcription, elongation
Cellular component (GO): DSIF complex; nucleus
Molecular function (GO): zinc ion binding; RNA polymerase II complex binding
Source: RefSeq, a predicted model, not a curated record